UCUAUUUUGGGAUAUCUCUGAUGUCAUAGAGUCGACUGCACAUGCGCACUAGCUUAUUUCCGCCCAGCUGUUAUUGUAAGCAAUGCGUGUUCUCUUCGCCUCAAAGAAGAUUCUUUUCCUGGUUAUUUCACGUGUGACAUUGAGGAAUCAUCAGCAGUAACUAAUCGUCAUGGGGCAGCUCCCAUACGGAAAACUAGACGGAGGGCAGCUCUCCAACAUAGCAUUGUUGGUCGUAGUACAAGACGACGGACGCAGGUCCCGGUCCCUACACCGGCUUUAACCAGUGAUGUGGUAGAAACAACACCCACUAUACAAGUUUUCAACAACCACCCUUCAGCAACUAGUAUACCUGGGCCAUCAUUCAGAAAUGACGCUACCUCCACUACGCCGGGGUCGAUUAACCAUGCCUUCCCCUCAAGUUCCACUCAACCACCUAUGGCAGCUAACCCCAACACAGUCUUACCGUCCACGCAGGAAAUAGUGAAAGAAUUAUUCAAUUUAAUGAAGGCUGAAGGAUAUAUGGUGCAGGCUCCGGUUGUGCCCACUUUGCCUACAACUACAACAGGGGCACCAUCUGGACUUGGUCAUAAUUCAUCACUCGGUAUACAGUCCCUUGACAUUCAGCGACCGGGACCAGCAGCAGCGACAGGGUCACCAGCUAAUUCAGCAACUGAUAUUAUCCCCCCUCAUACAAGUGGACAUUUCCUGCCUUUGCGUUCUAUGGAUCCUCUGACCAUGCCUGCUACAACACCAACAAUGAACAUUAAUAACCCAUUAUCACAGGUGUUGUCAAAUUUUACGGGUGAGAAUGGUUUUGAGACUUGCCACAGCAUUUCCCGACCUCUGGACAUGCAUAUUGAUACUAAAUUAAAAGCCAAAAUUUUGGCUGGGGAGUACAUUGAUUUUGGCCUGUUGCUCCAAAAAUCUUCUGAUUCGGACCACUUCAAAAUUCAGUUCCACAACAAUGAAUUAGCAUUAGUUCCCAAACAAAAAUCAUCACAGAUUAAAUCCGUGGAACAAUGGCUAUCAGCCUUUCAUAUAUUCGUUUCAAUUUAUGUCCAAUCCCACCCCCAGGCUAUUUCAGCUCUCAUGAAAUAUGCUGACACUGUACAAACUUUGUCUAGAAGGUCGGGAAUUGCUGCGGCUUUGAAUUACGAUUGUAACUUCCGUCGGUGGCAUCAACUUUUCCCUCAAACUUCAUGGGGAAAUGUUCACUCCGAAUUUUAUUUGGAGGCUACAGCAAUUGGGUUGAGAAGUACCUCCCGCCCAAACUCUUUUCAACAGCCCUUUCAGCAGCCCUUUCAUUCCAAAUCAACAAGUUGGCCAAAAGGUGUUUGUUGGCCAUUCAACAAGUCUGGAUCUUGUCGAAAGGGACCACGCUGCAAAUUCCCACAUGUCUGCUCCAACUGUGGAGGGGGGCAUUCCUUUCGGCAAUGCAAAUUGCAAUCCUCCUCCACUCUUCCCCAGGAUAACCCCUCAGGCGGUGGAAACAAUGGCCAACUCUCAGCCACUAAUCCACAACGCCAACAACGUAAACCUCCUCAAAAAAUCUAAACUCCCUACUCCUAUUAAGGUCCAAGUGUUUCUUACACAUUUAGCGGGCUACCCUCAGGAUAAAUUUCAAUUUUUGAAGAUGGGUUUUACUGAAGGUUUUUCUUUGCAGUAUUAUGGUUCUAGGCGAUUUCGAACGUCCAAAAAUCUCAAAUCUGCUCUGGAUAACGUUUCGGUUUUGAAACAAAAAAUUGAAAAAGAAAUUAGUUUAGGUCGCAUACAAGGUCCAUUUCAGACACCUCCUUUUCCAAAUCUUCAGGUAUCCCCGUUGGGCCUUGUACCAAAGAAAGAACUCAAUGAGUUUCGUGUCAUUCAUCAUCUAUCAUACCCUCAGGGUACAUCUAUCAAUGAUGGCAUAAACCCUGAAGAUGCCACUGUGGCAUAUCAGACAAUUGAUGAUGCUGUGCGCCUUGUCAAACAUUUUGGGAGAGGUUCACUCAUGGCCAAAACUGACAUUGAGUCAGCUUUUCGACUUAUUCCCAUUCAUCCUACUGACUAUGAGUUGUUGGGUUUCCAGAUAGAUGACAAGUUUUAUUUUGAUAAAGUCUUACCUAUGGGAUGCUCUAUCUCUUGCCGUCUGUUUGAGGCAUUUAGCUCUGCUAUUCAUUGGAUCAUGGAGACAAAAUAUCAGGUAGCGGGGGUUGUUCAUAUUUUGGAUGAUUUCCUUUUUGUAGCCCCACCUGGUAGUUCCAAAUGUAUGGAAGACUUGGCAAACUUUUUAACUUUUUGUCAACAUACCCAAAUCCCUAUAAAACAAAGCAAAACUGUUAACCCUUGCACACAGUUAACUUUUUUAGGCAUAGAGUUGGAUAGUUCUAAAAUGGAGGCCAGACUUCCUAUGGACAAAAUCAUCAAAAUGCGGCAGUUGUUAGAUCAGUUUUCUCGGCGCAGGAAAGUCACGCUACGGGAAUUACAGUCUUUAAUUGGUUUGUUAAAUUUUGCCUGUAAAGUUAUCUCUCCAGGUCGAACUUUUUUGCGUCGUUUGAUCAACUUGACAUGUGGCCUUCAAAAACCUCAUCACCAUGUACGUUUAAGUCGGGAGGCUAGGGCUGACAUUGCUGCUUGGAAAGUUUUCAUAGACUCCUUUAAUGGGGUUUCCAUGUUCCUUGAUGAUCGCUGGGUAACUACACCACAGCUUCAGUUCUUCACUGAUGCCAGCAAUCGGGGUUUUGGGGCUAUUUUCAACACUUCAUGGUUGUUUGGGACCUGGCCAGCAUCUUUUACCUCCUACCAUAUUACAGUUAAGGAGUUCUUUGCAAUUGUCUUGGCAAU
Molecule: messenger RNA, 2823 nt
Organism: Mizuhopecten yessoensis (Yesso scallop)
Lineage: Eukaryota; Metazoa; Mollusca; Bivalvia; Pectinida; Pectinidae
Exons: 2
Coding region: 436-1554 (372 amino acids)
Molecular function (GO): metal ion binding
Source: RefSeq, a predicted model, not a curated record